AUGACACCGAGCCGAUUCCCUCUUUACCAAAGCUUCGACAGACAAGAGCGGGCUACCAGAGAAGUACAAGAACUUGAUGCGCCAGCUUCCUUCAAAUUAGUUAUCGGAAGCUUCCCUGAGACUUUGUUCCGAGAAGUUAGCCAUCGAUAUUAUCAAUUGGAUGAAGAUAUUUUCCCAGAUAAUCUCAAUAGUUGGAACAGUUCAUCCCUUUCUAUGCUUGAAACGGCUGCACUUGGAUUGUUGGAAUAUAUAAAGUUCUUUCCUGUGUUGUUCUUUCCAUAUUUCGGUAUCACUCUCCAAUUCCCACCACCGGAGUAUAAUCCUACCCUAGGCUCCAAACAUGCUAUCGAUAUGUCAUUUGAUAGUGUUGUGUGCGACUACAGCCAGUCUAAAAUUCGCUCGUUGCUCUACCUAACAAAUGACAUGCCACUUUGA
This is a messenger RNA of Botrytis byssoidea, 435 nucleotides long. RefSeq lists its product as uncharacterized. The transcript has a single exon. Bases 1 to 435 code for a protein of 144 amino acids. The record is from RefSeq and is a predicted model, not a curated record. NCBI's taxonomy places the organism in Eukaryota, Fungi, Ascomycota, Leotiomycetes, Helotiales, Sclerotiniaceae.